Messenger RNA from Sungouiella intermedia, 2928 nucleotides. The record is from the annotation of a GenBank genome assembly. NCBI's taxonomy places the organism in Eukaryota, Fungi, Ascomycota, Pichiomycetes, Serinales, Metschnikowiaceae.
AUGACUGUCUCGUCCAUUCUUUCUGCUCUUCGCGAGUGUGAGAAUGACCAGAACAAUAAUCUCAUCGGCGUAUUGGCCAUCAUCAAGCCAUCUCGAACCUCCUCAAACGACGCCCAUGUGGCUUCAAUAGUCCGGGGCCUCUGUACCCAGAACAGCAAGCUUCGAGCCAUGCUAUUAACAAGUAUCAAUGACGUGGCAAGUGAUCCAGAGUCUGCCAUGGACAUUUUCAAACUGUUUGCCAACGAUUUCAUUCUCUGGUUCGACAUCGGUUUCGUGGUGUUCGAGAAAUUCUUGGAAUGUUUCCCCAUCGACGGCGAUUCGGCUUCGCUUGAAAAACCACUUAUACACUGCGGCUGCUACCCGGCAUUCGCAGACUCGGCCAUUGCCAUUAUCCGCAACCCAUUCGUGGUGGAUAAAUUGACCGAGUGCAAAGCUCGCACUCAGGCUUUGCUCGAGAAAUAUGCUGCCUACAAUGACCAGCUAAGGUUGAACAAUAUCAGCUUUGACCGCAUUCGCGCCAUAUCUGGUGACAACGUGUCGUGCUAUUUCACCUUGAAUCAGAUUGUUGACAGAACCCGCAACGAGCCUCUCUACUGGGGCUACAAGAAGGUGGAGUUUCUCUUGUUGAACUUACAGAACGAAAAGAAAGUCACAGCCUCCGACAUUCCCUAUAAUGCAUUAGCGGUGGUCAGUGUUCCAGAAGACGACACUGCAAGAUCUGUGUUGUUUCCUCCUUUCAGACUUAAUGAAUUGUCCAUGUCUCGCUCAGAGAACAUGAUUAAGUUCACUCCCCCAGCACUCUUUGAUGAUACUGAACUGAAGUCAGAAUCUUUCACCGUGGAAGCUCGUGAGGAUCUUCUUCAGGGGUGGUAUGAGAAGUUAGCUCGUAUUUUCCCCACUACUACGAAGCUUGUGUCGAGCCAGGACCUUAAUUUGGAAGGUUUGGGCAUCAACACUGUGUCUGACAAUUCUGAAUGCGAUUCGAGAUCUGUAUCCACUCAGGAGUCUGCCUCCGGGCCAUCAACUACUCUGGAUGACUGUGAACGUCUUUCCGAGGAGUCCAGAAGAGGUUCCUUCGAAAUCAUGAAGAAGACGUUGUCCCACAACGGCAUCGCUACUACCGAGCAAGGGAAAAGUCUUGAGGUGGUGAGCGCUAGCCAAGUACGCAAUUCGGUCAGAGGUAAUAUUGAGUAUGUUGACGACGAGUCUGUGAUUGACGACUAUUUGAGUGACGAUUGUGCAACUGGUUUUGAAAUUGUCAACUCCGCAACUGCUCCGGUUAUGGCCCAACCGGCAGUGCCCAGAAUUCAGCCUCUUGCAUCCGCAUCUCUUCCUGAUUUGUCUGUUUCCGUGAAACCUCCUAAACCAAUGUACCUGAAUGCAGCUGGAAUCGACAUCAACAACUUUGGAAGAAGUUAUAAUCCGUCAUUUACUUCCAUCGACGAAUUGCCUCAAUCUAGAAAAAACAGCAAGCUGAAGGGCUCGGAAGGAGCCGCCAGAUCGAGAUCAUCGUCCAUAUUCGGAUUAUUCAGAAAGAACAAGUCGAAGGAGGCUCUUCAUGAAGAUACAACAGCAGCCGCUAAGACAAAGGCUUCGAAGACAGAUAAGAAGAUUCAUGCAAGCCUGUCUAGGGCGGAACAAAAGAAGAGAGAUAAGGAUCACAAUGCCCAGGAAAAGCAAAAAGCGACAGUUGAAAAGGGAAGUGCAGAGCAAAAGAUGACCAGCAAUAAAAAGAGUUUGGCUGCAAAGCGUCCGGAACUCUCUAUUGAGGUGCCAAAGAUUGGAGCCGGCGCGUCGUCCAGUCAGCCUCUGAGUGCAACCUCAUCAAAUUUCGCUAGUACCUUGCCUCUGCCAUUUGCAUUGCCAAAUUCGACCUCUACAUACUUCUUCAAGCCUCCAACGGGUCUUGCCAGCAACAAUAAUUCCACUACUAGCCUUGCUGUUCCUGAAAUUGAGGAGGUAUUGAAGAUUCCAAAUGAGUUGAAAUCCCUUAUCAACUCCGAUGAGUCAAUUGAUUUUUACAUAUCUCCAACAACAUCGAAGGAAUUGAAAGUGUCCAAAUGGAAACAGAAAUACGGCAAAUGGGAAAUGAUCACUACCAACGAGAAACUUUUUGUCAAGAUCGUCACCAACUACCUCCUCCACAAGAGUUGGUUGUUGGUAUUUAAGGAAGAGUACGAUGAGGAGUACGGUGAAGAGGUGGACAAACCUGUGUUGAUUCUUAACAUUGAUUCGGCAGCCAAGGUCAGACACUCAUCUGCGCUUGACUUGGAGAUCAACUCGGUGAACUCGAUAACCAAUGAGAGAGUGCUUGUUAUUGCAAGAUGCUAUAAUGGUGCCCUCUUAACAAGCCUUAAAAUGAACCUUGAGAACAUUUUGGAGGUAAUGAACACUGAUCCUUCGUUGAAGAAGUCGGCAACCUUCGACUCCAACAACACAUUGGCAUCUUCAAUGAUGAGCAACAAGCCUAGCGCUUCAUCAACGCUCACCAGCAUUUACACAGCUCUCAAUGACGUCAAGCAAACUCCUUGCUCGACUGCUCCCUCCCUUCCAAAUGACGAGAUCGUUCAUGAUGGGGACAUGGUACUUCUUGAUCGUGCUACCGUUAGACUUCACAAGCAACAGGAGUCUUAUGAUGAAAUACACCGUCUUUCGUCUUGGAAGACCAUCAACAUGUAUUCUCUAAGCAUUCACCAUUCCACUGAUAGUUUCGACAAGGCGUCAUAUCAUUUCAGCUUAGACUGCCACGAUAAAUCUGUGGAGGAAGACAACGAGCAUUUUGAGUUUAGUUUUGACGAAGCAACGAUCUUCAAUUUUAUUGAGCAAAUUGGUAAGGCAGCUCUCUUGUUGAAAGUCAGCAAUGAGGAGAUCUACAUGUUGGAAUGCAAGGGCAAAAAGGAAUUUAAGCGGUUAUAUGAGCUUUUUUAA